UCAUGAAGAUACCUUACUGCACACUCUGAAUUUUUCGUCGCUUAACGAAUCAUUUAAACUUUUGUUUUAUAUUUAAAGUCUCUAAAACGGUCAAUUAUAGCUCAAGUAGGCGAUUUGAGCUUCUGGAAAAGUUGGACUCAUGCUCAUACACGCGCUGACUGAGGUGUCUUGUUGCUCGGAGAAUGAUAAUUAACCGCUCGCAUGUCAGUCCUUCUGAAACGCAUUGAAGACAGCGCUGACAGUAAAAGGUGCAUUUAAAACAACUGAUAACUUCUCUAUCAUGUGGAUAUAGAGCUCGGACCUUCCCAUUUUGGAGAUGAUACUGUUGACUAUUUGAACUAGGCCAUGUGAAGCGAGCGUUGUUGUGGAGCACGAAAAUGUUGGUCAUUUCUGCGUGAGAUUCGAGGACUGUGGAAUCAAUGUGGUGUUCGCCGGAAAUACGUGUGGCCCGAAACUCACCUAAACGAGUUUGGACAUGGACUUUAUUACCACCUGUUGGUGAAAUCUCCAAACUGCAAAUGCAGGAACUGUGUUUGGACGUUGCACUGAGAUAAGACCUGCUUUUGAAACAUCUUUGCGCAAUGACCUAUUUCUCAGUUGACACGUCUUGGGAGUGAUGCACUGGCUUCCCCUGGUUGCCAUGGUGAUCGCCUCGGCCCUGCCUUUCCCUCAAAGUCCUGUGCCCAGGCUUGUUGCCGCGACGAUAGAGCCUGGCAGAAACAAUAGCAACAGCAGCAUGCCGGUCAACUCAUCAAUGUACAACAACUCCCAUGAUGCUACUUCUCACAACAACAGCAGCAAUUUGAACUACAGCAGACAUGACAAAGCUCCUCAUAGAACAUUUGAUAAACAUGAACAGAGUGAAGUAAUAAACAGCACAUUUACAUAUGAGGAGAACCAUUUAUCCAACAGGAGAGCAAACCAAGAAAACCUUUUAACAGAACACAUUUUUUUCAAUACCACAAAAAAACAGGACCACACCGGGGGAGGUAGGACUACCAGAGUAGAUGCCUCCAGGUCAUAUGAACACAGGGAAUAUGAAUUGCAAAAAAAAUUGGCAGAAAAAGCCAGUCCAGAUGAUUUCCUGAGCAACAACAUUCUCAAAGACUAUAAACUUAGCCAUGAAGAAAGCAGUAUUGGAACAGAGAACUCUCUUAAAGAUGACAGGAACACAGGAAGUAAGCUGAAAGAUGAGGUUCUUGAUGGUUCUAAGAAGACAAACAUCUCUCUGGAGAUGUUUCCAAUCCAGGAAGAUUCACAAUCGGAUGGUAGCAGCAAUGGAGGAACACUGGGGGAGCAAGAUGGAGGUAGUGCUGAGGUGGUGGCAAUGAACACACUAGAGGAAGUGCUGGGAGCCAAACUUGGCAUAGGGUUAGAUGACGUAGGCCUAUGGGAAGAAGAUCAGAUGCUUUUACUGGACGCCCAUCCCCGGGUUCUCUUCUCCCCUGCCCUUUCCCCACCCAAACACCCACCUUUGCUCUUAAUGCUGGAGUUAGGCUUGCUGGCUGAUGAUUUAGAGGAAAACCACUUUAUGGACUUAACCCCAUCCAGAGAGGGAGGUGACCGAGAGUCAUACAGAAACUUACUGUUGGGUCUCUCUGGCUCUGAUGGCCCCUCUUUAUCAUUCACAUCCUCCCACAACCCAAACACACUAGUCCGCCACAAGCGGUAUAUCGGCCACAGCACACAAGGCCGUGAACGCUCAGUAUGUGAGGCCGAAAACAAGUGGGUGACGGAUAAGAAGACUGCAAUAGACCAGAUGAGCAAAACAGUCACAGUGCUGCCAGAGAUACAGACCCAGAAGGGCCCAAUAAAGCAGUACUUUUUUGAAACAAGGUGCCGCAAGCCAUCUCAGCUGGGUACAGGAGAAGUACAUGGGGUGGAGGGGGCCGAAUGCAUUGGAGUGGAUAAUAGACACUGGAUGAGCAAGUGUGAAACCAAGCAGUCGUAUGUGCGUGCGCUUACCUCUGAUGAGAAUAAGAGAGUAGGCUGGAGGUGGAUCCGUAUUGACUCGUCCUGUGUAUGUGUGCUGCUCACUAGAGGAACAUACAACAAAGAGAGGGGAAGGGAGCAGGAAGGGAGAAGGUACAGAUAAUUUGGACUGUCUGUCUCUUUUCAUCCAGCACAUACGUUCCUCACAGUCUGCCCACAGUCUGUGAGGGGGAUUUCUUUUCCAGAUGUCCCUGCAUAUCACUCAAAAUCUCAUCACUGUACCCCAGUGUCCCGCUGAGGGAUAGUUCACACAACAAAUUUAAAUUCUGUCAUGUUUACUAGCCCUUAUGUUGCUUGAAUGCCAAUUAAUUCAUUUCUUCAGUGGUUCACAAAAAGAGAUGUUUAGGAAGAUGGGAGGUGGAAUGGUGAUCCAUUCUCUGAAGCUCUAAAAAGGACAAAACAAUACCAUAAAAUUAGGCCAAACUCGUGUGCUAUAUUCCAAAUCUUUUAAAGCCAUAUGCUAAUUUAGGUUGUAAUUCACGUAACAUUUUGCCUUGCCUCUUUAGCUCUCAACAUAGCUCAUUUUAAGUCCAAAAGAAAAAUAAAUCAUAUGGGUUUGAAGUGACUAAAGGAGCCUGAUCUCAUGAAAAUAAUGAUUGUGGUGACAUUUUUACAACAUUAUAUUACGUGUUUUAUUACAUUUAUAACCAAAUAGGUAUAGCUGCAGCACAGAGACUUCCAAAUAGGGGUGGGAUCUCCAAAGAGGGCGGAGUUACUCUAUAUGCGGGUGAGGUUAAUCCAAAAAGGUAUAGUGCCAACUCCAAAAGGGGGCAUCUCUUCCAGUCACGGUUAGGUUUAGGGAAAGGGUUAGGUUAGGGUCUCCCUAACCUCCCGGUUUGAAGCUCCCGCCCCUUUUUGGAGCUCUAUCUGCAGUUAUUUCUUUCUCUGUAUAACGGCAGUUCCGAAGUGAAAUGCCAACUGGUGGCACUAAAAAAGAGCAAAGGUUAAUACUCUAUCGGUUGUUACCCUCAACCUUAAACCUAAAACUAACUGAUAAAAAGCAAAUGAUACAUGAAAAAUGCAACCGCUAAAUCAACCACAUGAUUUUGUGGUGCUUCUACUACAUUGUUGACUCGCAUGCUCUUCAAGUGUAACAGGUGAGCUACCACCAAGCUUGUAAAUGUACUGUAGUUGGUUAUGUAAUGCAAAUGUUAAAAUGAAUUCAUGUCAUGCACUCAAGUGUUUUCAUUUCAUAAGAUAGCAUUGUGUAAGGAACAUUUUUCUCUGGAUUUGUGUGAGAGAGACUAAAAGUAAUUGUUUUAGUGCCCUAAGUGUUCAUUACACAAUAAGCCAUGUAAAAGUAAUUCUGCUAGAAUGUUGGUAUAAUAACAUGAGACCAGGUAACAUUUUUGUGUGAACUAUACCUUUAAAAUGACAUUUUCCACUCUGCUGUCAUCCAUCAGGUCUACUGUAUCCCUCCUUAUGCCUGUUUGUUAACUAUAUACUCACCCAAACAAGAAAACCUCAACGAUUUUGGUCAUAUUGAUUUUUUGUCUCAACAUUCUUUUCUGAUACUAUUUAACAGUACAUUUGUUUUAUUGUAUCUAUAGUAUACAAACAAUAAUGUAUUACUUUUUAAGUAGUAUGUAAGCAUAAGUACUUAAUAUAUUAAUAUAUUUCUUUAUAAAUGUACAAUAUGUGAAACAUAUACAUCAAUGCAAUUAUGCAUACCUGUAUAUGUGUAUUUAUUACAACAAAAGGUUAAGGACUCGUUAUUGGCCAGCAUAAUUUUUUUAAUUGACAUGAAGGGUUUCUCAGGAUGUGACCUUCAAUUGCCUGCCACAAAACAUGUGCCUCAUGGAUUUCAGAAUCGUUGCAUCUUGGAAUUAUUGUUCACACAUGUACCAUUCACACUGACAACUGACAUUACAGAAAUAUACAAAAUGGUUGUUGGAUGAAAAUAACUUUUGUCAGAAGACCUGUUUACUGGAUUAAGAAAAGCAUGGAGUUCAGCUGUACGUGGGUUUGAUGACAUUUUUCACAUUGAGUCCUUGUAAUAAAGUAUUACUUGUUAUCUUUGGUAGAUACAUUUGUAUAUGAAAAUAAUUUUUUUAUAGU
Molecule: messenger RNA, 4050 nt
Organism: Xyrauchen texanus (razorback sucker)
Lineage: Eukaryota; Metazoa; Chordata; Actinopteri; Cypriniformes; Catostomidae
Exons: 3
Coding region: 617-2095 (492 amino acids)
Biological process (GO): nerve growth factor signaling pathway; nerve development; neuron projection morphogenesis
Molecular function (GO): nerve growth factor receptor binding; growth factor activity
Source: RefSeq, a predicted model, not a curated record